AUUCAAGCAUUAAUUUUAUUUUCAGACCAACAUAACUAUUUAACGAAUGGUUAAAAGAGACUGACUAAAGACGACAUUCAAAAGGUUUUAAAAAUGCGGGAAAUGAUGUUUUCGCUGCUGGGGCUUUUAAUCGGAGGAGUGUUUUUGAGUAUAAACGGAUACAAUAUGGGGGCCCCUGAUGCAGCUUGUAGUGGAAUGACCCCAGGACAUUCCAGAACACCACAGGUUGGAGAAGCCCCUGCCAAAGUGAUUGUGAAUAAGAGUUUAUUAAAACCUGGAGAUAUUGUUGAUCUUGUUCUGCAUGGAGGGAAGGGAAAAACGUUCAAGGGGUUCAUCAUCCAGGCCAGAGAUGCUGCUAAGAUAGAGGAACAGGUUGGUAGCUUUGUUGCAGAAGACGAUGCUAAAUACAUGACAUGUGGGCGAGGCAUUCACAACUCCCUGACACACAGGUUCUAUAUGUAUUUACCUGGUUACAAGACUAUAACAACUACUGUUAUUGUUAUUGUUAAGGAUGAUGUUGCGAGUCCUGAUGAUGGUCCUAAGGAGCCGAUGUCCACAGAGGUCUUGCUCGAGGAGGAGUUGAACGUUGACCUCCUUGAGGAGAUCGAGGAAACUGUUGGGAACGAGAUCUUGGAGACAGAGGUUGGUGAGAUUACAAGUAUUGAAGACGACAACGAGAAACAUCUUCAUCCUAAGGAAGAUUUCAAGGAUUUGGUGCAAAAUCUUGAUUUACCCCAACCUUCACAGAAGGCAGAGCUUCCUUUAAACCUGGCUGCAGCACAAGAUCAGGUUGCUCCAGUAGAUUCCUUUACUCCAAUAUAUAUCAGUUCCACCACAACCCUGAGCACUAGCACUACAACAGAGACUCCGUAUGCUGAUCCUCUUCCCAUUAUUGGUGGAAUUCUACAGCACACAGAUCCAAAGGAUCCCAUAUUUAAUGAUUGCAACACCACAAAGGCUUGUUUUGGUAUUCCUGACAAUUGUGUUUCCUCAGGAAAAUGUCAAGCCGUCGUGGCCUACUAUCCGGACAAGCUUCAAUUCCACUUCGAGAUGAAAGCACUUUCUGCUGGAUAUGUGGCCUUCGGACUUUCCAGGGAUGGAAAGAUGGGAGAAGAUCUAACUACCAACUGCCUACUUCAGGAUAACGGAAAUGUUGAUAUUACAACAGGAUAUAAUUAUGGAAAACAGAAAAAUGGACUCCCUCUGGGACUUAAAAGGGAUGAAGAUGGGAUUUCAGAAAGGUUGACAAGUGGACGGAAGGAUGGUUGGAUUACUUGCAGCUGGAGGAGAACUAGAUCAAUUGUUGUAGAAAGUGAGAUCUGGGACCUAGAGAAGGAUAAAUACCAUAUUAUGCUGGCUCUAGGAGAUGUUCAAGAUUAUCAGCUUCAAUAUCAUAAUGCAAAGACUAUAUCUGGAAGCCCGAUGGGAUUAGGACAGGUUGGCUUGAUCCAGGCUAAAUCUAGGCUUUACAUCAUGGUCCAUGGAUCAUUCAUGAUUGGAGCCUGGAUCUGUGCUGCCAGUGUAGGGAUUAUGAUUGCUAGAUAUUUUAAGCAAACCUGGACUUCUGGACAGAUGUGUGGAGUGGACCAGUGGUUUAUAUGGCACAGAAUCCUGAUGGUGCUUGUUUGGAGUUUAAGUAUUGUUGGUCUUGUUCUUAUAAUUAUAGAAGUAGAUGGGCUCACACCUACAGUUUUCACCAAUCCUCAUGCUAUCAUGGGAUUUAUAACUGUUGGAUUAGCCUUCCUCCAACCCUUCAUUGCUUUACUCCGGUGCAGCCCUGUGCAUAGACAUAGAUGGAUCUUUAACUGGAUUCACUGGAUUAUAGGAAACGGUGCUCAUGCUCUGGGAAUUAUCACCAUAUUUUUUGCUGUGGAUCUUGAUAAAGCGCUUUUGCCGCGUCCAGAAACUGAUUAUCUCCUGAUAGCUUGGGUCGCAUUCCAUUUUGUUACGCACUUCCUGCUCUCAUGCUUUGCUUGCGCAUCUGACUCGAAAGCUGCUAAAUCUGCGAGUAUGCAUCCCAAGUAUGGUGGGCGGUACAACGGGCAGGCCGGGUACAACCCUAGGCAUACAGGGAUGUACCCAGACUACGAGGAACUCAAGAGGGACACUCCCGGAUCCUGGGUCAGGGUGUUUACACUGGUGAUGUACAUGUUGAUCAACUGUAUAGUUUCUGCUGCUUUAAUUCUCCUUGUUGUGAUGGCACCAACCAGACCUAUUUUGAUCAACAUUGGUAUUCUGAAACAGUAGAGAGAUUGAUCAACAAUAUAUUGGGUUUUAAUUUCUUUUUAUUACAAAAUUGUUCUAUUUACAUCAGUUUAAUCAUUUGAACAUGGAAAAUUUGUAAAUUAAACAUUUAAUCAUAUUAGUUUGAACUAUUCCACAAUUACUAAGUAUUAACUAGAGAUAUCUCAUUUAAUUUGCAUUUUACCCUCAAUUGACUAAAAAUAUUAGCUUUUAAAGAAUUCUAAUAUUUAUAUGUAAUUUAAUUGCAUUUUAACCAUUAAUGUCUCAAUUAACUAUCUGAAAGCAAUCAUUUUUUUUAAAACGACAGCUGAUGUUUUGCGCCAUUUUCUGGAGUUACCAACCACGUGCUUUGUACACUGAUACUGUACACAUUUUACUUUUUGAAUCAUAUCAACUUAAUAUAAUAUAUUUUAUUGAUACAUUUAAUUCAUUUAUUCAGUUAUUUGCCCAUGUUUCUAAAUUAUUUCGAAACAACUUUAUAACUUUAAUAUUUUUAAAUUUGUCCUUAAUCCAUAUUUUUUUCUAAUUUGUCUUUUAUCCAAGAUAUAGGAUAGAGGAUAUAUUCUUAUUUUUUUAAAUGCAUAUGAUGCUUGCAUACAUUACGUUAUAAUAUAUAUUUUAAAUAUUCUUAAAACAUGUUGCCAGUGUAUUUUUAAUUAUCUGCGCCUAACUAUGGUAUUUUGUAAAUAUUGACUGUGAUUUUACCACUAUAUAUGACACAUUGAAAUAAAUAAGUGUUUUAUUA
Molecule: messenger RNA, 2989 nt
Organism: Eurytemora carolleeae
Lineage: Eukaryota; Metazoa; Arthropoda; Copepoda; Calanoida; Temoridae
Product: putative ferric-chelate reductase 1 homolog
Exons: 23
Coding region: 94-2247 (717 amino acids)
Molecular function (GO): oxidoreductase activity, acting on metal ions
Source: RefSeq, a predicted model, not a curated record